Messenger RNA from Zeugodacus cucurbitae (melon fly), 4996 nucleotides. It is a transcript of the gene Klp3A, whose product is annotated as chromosome-associated kinesin KIF4A. Lineage: Eukaryota; Metazoa; Arthropoda; Insecta; Diptera; Tephritidae. Gene Ontology annotation, biological process: mitotic spindle organization; microtubule-based movement. Bases 446 to 4105 code for a protein of 1219 amino acids. Gene Ontology annotation, molecular function: microtubule motor activity; microtubule binding; ATP binding. The transcript is spliced from 8 exons. The record is from RefSeq and is a predicted model, not a curated record.
AUUAAUACAUUCAGCGCGGCAAUAGUCAACGAUCGCAGCAGCGAUAAGCUAACUGCACAUAUGGGAGCCAAACGGAAAUUUAAUAAAAAUUGAAACCAAUUGAAAUGUGUUUGCUUAUUAAAUUAUUGUGUUGUGCUAAAUAAAAGUAAAAGUAAUGUGAAUUCACACAUUCCAUGCGUUCUAUUACAUUCUGCCGCUGAAUGGAAAUCGCUGACGACGUCUUGAACGACAGCUAACGGCAGCGCCAUUUCGAAUUUCACUGUUCUUAUUGAAGGACAUUCUAACAAUUUUUUCCUUUAAGUUCUGUUAUUUAUGUUUAAACAAUAAUUGUUACUAAACUGACGUAGUGCUUAAGAUAAACAACAGACGCCAAUUCAAGAAAUUACGCCACUUUCAAUAAAUUAAUGGUGAAAAAAUCGAUAUAAGGUGGUGUUGAAAAAAUAAAAUGAGCUCCAAUGGCGAUGUUGAUAAUGUGCGUGUGGCGGUACGUAUACGGCCACUUGUGCCUUCGGAACGAGAUCGUGGUUGUCAGGAGGCUGUUGAGCGUGUCGGUGAUUCUUCACAGGUGAUUGUGAAUCGCUCAGACACAUUUACCUUCAAUUAUGUAUUCGAUACGCGUGAUACACAAGAAUAUAUUUAUGAAGUGAUCGUUACGGGUUUGUUGGACAAAUUCUUCUCAGGAUUUAAUGCCACAAUACUUGCCUAUGGCCAGACUGGUUCUGGCAAAACACAUACUAUGGGUACGGCUUUUGGUGGAGAAUUGGAUGAAAAUGCAGGCGUUAUACCACGCAUUAUGCGCGAUAUAUUUGAGCGCAUCAAGAAUUUAGCCAAUGAAUGUGACUUUGUGGUGAAGUGCUCGUUUAUGGAAUUGUAUCAAGAGCAAUUGUAUGAUUUAUUAUCAGAUCAACCACGCGAACAGGCUGUUGUGGAAAUGCGCGAGAAUCGCAAUGGCGUUAUAAUGCCAGGCCUCACAGAAAUGCUGGUGUCCUCAGCAGGCGAAACAACCGACUGCUUGCUGCGCGGCUCCUCGGGACGUGCUGUUGCAGCUACUGCCAUGAAUGAGCAGUCAUCGCGCUCGCAUGCAAUUUUCACAAUCACCGUGGAGGCUACCAAAAAGGAUGAGAUGCGCACAGUAACAACUUCGAAAUUCCACUUGGUCGACUUGGCGGGUUCGGAGCGUUCAAAGAAAACGCAAGCCACGGGUGAUCGUUUCAAAGAAGGCGUUAAAAUUAAUCAGGGUCUGUUAGCGUUGGGAAAUGUUAUAUCAGCACUUGGUUCUGGUCAAGGUUCGGGUUUCGUGCGUUACCGCGACUCCAAGCUGACUCGUCUGUUGCAAGACUCCCUUGGCGGCAAUUCGAUCACACUAAUGAUAGCCUGCGUCAGUCCGGCAGACUACAAUGUCGCCGAGACGUUAAGUACCCUACGCUAUGCAGACCGCGCGCGUAAAAUCAAAAAUAAACCAAUCGUUAACCAAGACCCACAUGCUGCAGAGAUCAAUCACCUCAAGAGCAUCAUACAAAAGUUACGCGUUGAACUCCUGGCUGCCAACGGCGGCACCACUCAAAUGAGCAGCUCAUUAAAUGGCGCAUUACAGAAUAUACCAGCACCACCAGGCGCCGCCACUGCCAUUGUAAACACAAGUGGUGAGAUGAUUAAGAAAUAUCAAAUACUCCAGGACAAAUACCACACCUUGCAACAACAGUUCCAGGCGACACUGCACGAUGUUGCUGAGCAUGAAAUGCGUGCACACAUUACCGAGGAAGCGCAUGAGAAACUCAAGUUGAAAAUGGCUGAGCUUAAAGGCAUUGCAAAUGAGUUGGGCAGCAGCUACAAAGUAAAUGCAACGCUGGAAGAGCAAGAAAACACUGCUGAGCGCAUUAAACAAUUAAAUCAAUUGGUCGAUGGCCUCGACGUGGAACUGGAGCGCACACAAACCGAAAUUGAGAAUCACAAACGUGAAACUCUUAAUGGCAGUGUUGGCAGCGGCGACGAUGAAGAUGCCAGUAGUGCGCUGCUGGAGGUACGCUCGCAAAUGCAGGAACAGGCUGAUGCCUAUACCACCAUACAGAUGGACUACAAAGAUCAAUUGCGACGCAUUAACCGCGAAUUGAACCUCAAAGAGGAGCUGCAUCAACGUGUUGCUGGUAAUUUAGUGAAAUUCUGUACGCUGGAAGAUAACACCGAAGAGAAGUUCAAGGAAUGUGAGAAGAAGAUACAAGAGCUAGAAGAUGAGAGAAAUCAAUUGCUGGACAAACUACGGCAUGUGAAAGAAAAUGCCUCGGCUAAAUUGGCAGAGGAACGGCGCAAGCGUCUGCAGACGCUCGAACAUGAGAUUAGCGAUAUGAAGCGUAAGAACACACAACAAGCAAAAUUGUUGAAAGUGCGUGAAAAGGAGACGCAAAAGAUACAGAAUCUACACACUGAAAUACAAGCCAUGAAAGAAUCUAAAGUGAAACUGAUACGCGCAAUGCGGCAAGAAUCGGAGAACUUCCGUCAGUGGAAAAUGUCGCGCGAGAAAGAGUUGAUACAGUUGCGCAACAAAGAUCGCAAACUAAAGAACGAAAUGGCGCGCAAGGAGGCGCUGCACACCAAGCAACGCAACGUCUUGAAACGCAAGUGUGAGGAGGCACUUGCCAUCAACAAACGACUCAAGGAUGCUCUCGACCGACAGCGUGUGGCCCAGUCGCAGCGGCAGAAACCACAAACGGCCAAAGAUGCAAAUGCGGCUAGCAAUAAGAUUGAGCAGGUCAUCUCUUGGGUGGAGCGUGAAUUAGAGGUAAUUGUAACGUUCAUCGAUGCAGAACAUUCGCUAGAACAGUUAAUGGAAGAUCGCGUGAUCAUUAGCACUCGCAUUGCGGAACUACAAAAGCAAUCGCCGGAAGCGGGCAGUGGCACAGCCCAGGAAUUGGACACACUGCGCGAGGAUCUCGAGAUGCGCAAUGCACAGAUUACCGAUUUGCAGCAGAAGGUCUGCACCAUCGAUCUCGAGGCACGCAUGCGCAGUCUGGCCGAGGGCAUACAAAGCGUCCCGGAGGCACGUGCCGUACUACGCAAAGUACUCAAAUCGAUUUCCGAUAUGCGACGCGAACAUGCCGUACGUAUGCAGGAGCAAAAGAUCGCUUUGGACGAGCAGAUUGCGCUGCGUGAGGCCGCAGAGCAAACGAGUACAGUAGCAGCGAAACGUAUGCGCCUAAUGGAGUUGGAACAUGAAGAGGCCAUAGCCGAACGUGAGAACACGUAUGAAGAGAAGAUAGCUGUGCUGUUGAGGGAAUUACAUAAUGCGCCACAGUUGGCAGUGGGCACCGGUGAUACGCUAACGCCGGAACAGGAGGAGCGUUUGAAAAUCCAAGAGGAGCAAUUGAACAAAAUGGACACAUUGCGCGAAGAAUUGGAAUACUAUAAGAAUUUGGUUGGUGAACUGCAGCAGGCGGUGCAAGCGAAGGGUACACGCAAAAAAGAGGUUUUCAAGAAGCAGGUAAUUAAACAGGAAACCAUUGAGACUGAUGAUAACGGUGAUGAGUAUGAUGCCAUAUCGCUUUCGAGUGAACCCGAUUUUGAUGACUCUGAUGAUCCGGAUUGGGCCAAAACGCCAGGCUAUAAACGUAGAACUCGACACCCCCGUCUCACUACUAGCCGGAACACCAGCAACACCACCGAAAAUGAUACAUUCACCACAGCUACAAGUCAUCCCGAACGCAAGCAAACCAUCAGCAGCAAGCGUAAGUUGGGCGGUUGUAAGUGUCGCCUGGAUUGCAAAAACAAGCGUUGCGGUUGCUUUUCACUUGGUGAUAAAUGCUCGUCGAAAUGCCAUUGUAGCGACGCUUGUAAAAAUGGUAAACAAUCCUCGGACAAUGAUGACAAGGAGAACGACGAGUCUGGUGGUAGCGAGGAUAAUGAGCAGAGUGCACCGCAAGCCACCGCUGAACGCUCCUUGGAACGUACACCGCCGAAAGUGAACACAAGUACCGGUAACAAUGACGUAAGCAAAGAUGCUGAAUCUACUUUUGCGAAGCCCACCAACCCUGCGUAUCUCACACCGAAAAUGGCCAGAUUAUCCACGAUAUCCUUCGAUUUGCCUUCAGCCAAGAAGAAAUUCUUCGAGUGAAGAAAAAGAGUGUCAAAUACAAAAACAAAAACAUAAAAAAAAUUGUAAAAGACUAAAUUUAUUACAAAAGUGCGCAUAUUUUAGGCGAGCGUGUAGACAAAUGUAAUUUAAUUCAUUCAUUAACGGAGUUAGAUGGGUUUCGAAAUUUCAAAAUUUGAAAAAUUUAAAAAUUUGUUUUUUUCUUAUUAAUUGGUGCAAUGUGUUUCAAAAAAUUAUCCAAAACUUAAAAUAGUAAUAUAAAAUCAACCCGAGUAAUAUUCUAAGAGAUAUACACUUUGGAAGUUCCGCACAUCAGGUUGAAUGUAAAACUUUAAACGCGAUUAUCUCAAAACUAAAUGUUUCAAGUCGUUGGAUACGAUUUCUCGAAAAGUUGUAAAGCGAUUUCGUUCAAAUUUCGCACACAACUUUAGAAUAACAUUAUCUAGUUUUUGAAGGAAGAAUUUUUUUUUAUUCUUAUUACAACUAUUUUUUUUUUCAAGCCAAUAUAUGCCGAAAAAUUGAUAUAAAAUUUAGGUUUUUUGGUUAAAAUUCUGUUAACAUUCAAAUUUCAAUAUUUUAUUCUUGCCUUCGUUCUUUAACUAGAAUUAUUCAUGUACUAUCGAAAUAUUUUUGGUUUAUAGUUUUUAGUUGAACCAAUCAUGAGUUAUGUUGUCCACCACGAGAAUCUUUUUGUGUGGGCAUAUCAUGGGAGUUUCUGAGUUUUCGGAAUUUUUCAAUAAAAAUUUCACAAAAUACUGUUUAAACAUGUAUCUUUGAUACCCUGAAUUGUUUAAAUGAAAUAUAUGUUUGUAUAUAUUAAAAAAAAAAAUAAAUUGUUUUUUGCCACUGAAACCCACCUAACCCCUCAAACGCAUUCAAAACAUUCUACGUCAUGAGUACAUAAUUUUCAUU